CAAAGCAGACGGCGGUGACGCUCAUGAGACCUCCCAUCCCGUGCCAUGACAGCUCGUCCAGGUGUGAUGUUGCUCUGGCAUGCAUGACCUCCACAUCUCAUCCCGAGGGCGUCAAGCCAGACAGUAACCCCCCCAGUGCCAUGGCUGAGGUGUUGGGACAAAGGAGCUUGUUAGGCUUUGGUGUGGUGUUGGCAUGGCUGGUGCUGUUCCACCUGCUGGUCAACAUCUGGCUGCUGUGUGUGUUCACCAGCCUGCUGGUGGUGCUUGGAGGCUGGCUGGGCUCGCAGGCCGUCCUGGAGUCCAACAGUGUGCUCCACCUGGAGAGGUUUAUCACCAUGGAGCAGGUUCCACCAUCUGUGGAGGAUGAGCAUCACUUGGACAUGGAGAUCCACAACACUGUGCGGAAAAUCAUAAGGGACUUUGUCACCUCCUGGUACUCCACUGUGUCCUCUGAGAGUGCUUUUGAAACAGAGGUCCAGGAGGCCAUGAUCUCCAUGGCCAUGGAGCUGAAAAUACGUGCAAGACAGCUCGACAGGAAGGAGCUGACCCAGAGGAUCCUGGAUCUGUUCGGCUGCCACCUGCAGGACUACAUCAGAGCCAAGGAGCUGGUGACCGAGCAGAAAAUGUCUCUGACGGACAAGUGGAGCAAUGAAAGCGAGCAGCUGUGGAAAGCGUAUUCCAGCGUUACCACGCCUCAUCUUGCCAUGACCAGUGACGCAGAGGAAGUCAACUACACCAGAGCAGUUGUAGAUUUAUUGCUGCAUGUUUUGGUGCCAUCGCCUCACUUAGAGACCCGCACUGGACGCUUUGUUGUCGGAGAGCUCAUCACCUGCAAUGUUCUGCUCCCUCUUAUCGCGAAACUGUCUGACCCCGAUUGGCUGAACAUUCUCGUGAUCGAAAUAUUCAACAAAUCCAGCCAGCCAAAGGAGCCAGUUGCAACAGAGCCACUGGCUUCAUCGCCACCGCUACCGCCACCACCUGCUGAAUCUGAGCCAGCUCCACUACAAGAGACAACACAUGUACCUCAAAAGAAUAAUGAAGUUCCCCCACUAAGAGCGGCGACCGAAGUGGUCAGUGACACAGAAGUGGCCACGCCUGAGCUUGCCGCCUAUGAUGUGAUUGACUCAGAGGAGGUGGACUGUUCACACAACAACACUGAAGAAGAAGACCCUACUCUACCCUUUUUAAGACAUUACAUGAGAGGAAGCAAGUCAAACCCAUUUUACCAGGAGAAUGACUCUGACCUGGAUUCUCCUCUGGCUGACUUCAAACGAAGCUCCAUUGACUCCCUGGUGAUGAUCGACCAAGACGAGGGUCUGUAUGACAGGCAGAAAGAAUGUGCCACAUCUGUUGACAACAUUGGUGUGGACCUGGAGGAUGUUUGCCCCAGUCCGAUGGACGGCUCCUGUCCUAAGGUCCUGGUGAGUUCAGAACCAGUAAGCCAUCCUAAUGGCUGUGACCCCUCAUCAGCUCAGACAGCAGAGGGGACUCCUGGUAACAGCAGCCUCCAGGACCUGGAGAGGGAAGGUAGUUCUCCUUCAGUAAACCCAGCCCGAGAGCUCCUUCUGGGAGUAGAGCAGACUGGGCUGGGGAACACCAACGAGCUGACUGUAGUCAGUCCGCUGCAGGGCUCUUCCCCGAUACCGUCGUUCAGUUUCGAGCCCCUCAGCAGCCCUGAUGGACCAGUCAUCAUCCAGAACCUCCGCAUCACUGGCACCAUCACAGCUAAGGAGCACCGCGGCACUGGCUCACACCCCUACACUCUCUACACCAUCAAAUAUGAGACAGCGAUGGGCUGUGAGAACCCAGGAGGCAUCCAGCCAGGCUUUGAGGAUACUGACGUUUUGCCGUCAGGUUGUGAGAAUCCGUCACCCAUUCAGCCAGUAGCCUAUCACAUGGUCAACAGACGAUACAGCGAGUUCCUCAACCUGCAGACACGGCUGGAAGAAAAAUCAGAGCUACGGAAACUCAUCAAAGGUGUGAAAGGUCCAAAGAAAAUAUUCCCAGACAUGCCGUUUGGAAACAUGGACAGUGACAAGAUAGAGGCCCGGAAAGGACUUCUGGAGACCUUCCUGAAGAACCUCUGUGCCAUCUCUGAAAUAGCCAACAGUGAAGAGAUGCAGGAGUUCCUGGCUCUCAAUACAGACGCCAGGAUUGCCUUUGUCAAGAAACCUUUCAUCGUGUCACGCAUAGACAAGAUUGUAGUGAAUGCCAUUGUGGACACCCUGAAGACGGCGUUUCCUCGUUCAGAACCUCAGAGCCCAACAGAGGAUAAUGAGACAGAGAUGGAUGCAGCGAAAAUAAGUUCUGACAAGAAGAGCAAGUCUCGUCUGAAGUUCUCCAGUAAAAACGUCCCCUUCAUGAACGGCUCAGACAUUAGACCGCCAGUUUUGUUCAGCUGGGAGAAAACUAGCGCCGUGUUGAACGGGAUGUCUUUGGAAGAUUUGCAAGUCUUUGUCAGCGACCAAGAAAAACUGUCCAUCAGAGCCGAGUCAGAGAAGGAGGACAGUCCAGUAAUAAAACAAUUCGGGGUCUAUCUGGAUGAGAGCUUUCGAGGAAAGCAUGGUCAGGAAACUGCCUCUGAGACGGCGCUGGCUGAGGUGGCUCUGAACAUCCUGUGUCUGCUGAUGAAGGAGCAGUGGAGCUGGCUGUGCACUGAAAACAUCCAGAAGACCAUCAGGCUGCUGUUUGGGACCCUUAUUAACAGAUGGCUGGAUGUGAGCAUAGCCAACCUGACAUGCACCAGGUACUGGGUGGUGUACCUGCAGGUCAUACAGGAGGCCGUGUGGCCAGGAGGAGCUAUGCCUACGGCCCCUCGACUUGAACGCAGCCAGCAGCAGAAGGACAGCACCAGGCAACAAGCCUUACAGUGUCUGAUGAGACUCCUACCAGAUCUGGUCUCUGACAUGUUGGGCUCAGACAAGUACAAACUCAGCUGGCAGACUGCACUGGACUCUUUUCAAGACCCCUAUAUUAACAGACAUCUGGUCUACUGCAUAUUUGAUCUUCUGCUUGAGUUCCUGGUUCCUGAAAUACCUGAGGAGGACUUCCAGAGGAGCCUGUUGCACACGCUGUCCAAGAACCCAGAGAAGCUGGUGGCAUGAGGAGAAAACCCACAGGAACAACCCAGCUUCCAUUUUCCAUCAUCCUAACUGAUCAUUCACCACUGAUGAAUUGCUGAACAGCAGUGUGACAGCGAGGCUGCUCCUGUUCUACUAAUCUUCUGCGAUGAGCGUGUAAGUGAGUGUGUCUGGUGAGACUGAAUAUUCUGUGUCCCCACUUCAAACUCGUGAGGUCCCUCAGGCUUGUCUUUAAUUACAUGUUGAUGUGUUGACAUGCGUGGGUCUUGAACAUGGUGUCCUGUACACACACACACACACACACACACACACACACACACACACACACUUCUACACAAACUACAUUUGAAGCAGCUUUGAUUACAUGAGAGCACCUGGUUUGUGUUUGAUCUCAGAAUGUGUCUGACGUGCCGUUCAGAUCUAAACAUGUGGCAAAGUCUCCUCCAAUCUCCCCAUCAGGCCUCUUCCUGCUCGCUAAACUCUGCGGCUUUGACUAAACUCACUUCAGAUGGUUUUCACACUCUGCCCUCAUCCCCUCUCGCAGGUUCAGGGUAGAAAAACCCACACCUGUUGCUCUACUCUGGAGAAGCAGGAUUUGCUUUCCCCCUAACUUAAAUCUCAAAAUGCUCCGUUGGGAUUCAGCAUCACUGUUUCUAUUCUUCGUUGACCCAUUCUUCAGUAUCCCACUGGCUCUGUAUCGAGCUGCACAUGGGAUUCUGACAUAAUGUGAGCUCUACUCCUUAAAUCUGAGACUUCCUGAGGGAUCACAUGUCUCUGGCAGUGACUUUUUUUAACCUGCAAAUGUCCAGGUGUAGGAAAGGAACAUACUGUAGUGUAGUGUGGUGAAGAGUUGGACGUAAGACAUUUUACUGGCUUCACAGAUGCGUCACAGUUCCUUUAACAGGCCCCUCGGAGAAUUAUCUGUGCAGUUAAUGUCUAAAUCAUACAAGAACCUGGCUCCACAGAAACAGGUAUAUGAAGGAUUGAGGAAAGGCGUUGGUCAAGGUCCAUUCGGCAACGUAAACAGUGAACUGCUGGAGUCUCACUUACUUUUGGUUGUAUCUGUCCAUGCUGUCAGCUCUCUAAAAUGUCUGCUUCCAUCCAAAUAUUAUAUACUUUAAUAUGUGGUGAUCACAGCAUUUUAAAAAUAGGUUCGAAAAAUUUAAGAGCAGUGAGUCCAGAAGUAGGACUAGGCAAUAUAUCGAUAUCAUGUCAAUAGUAGGGAUGCACCAAUUUUGAAAUUCUGGGCCGAUACAGAUGAUUUAAGGCUGCCCCCAAGAAGUCGACCAAACGUUAGUCGACCAGAAAGGUCUUUAGUCCGCAAACAUGAAACUCUAGUAAGAGCUGUGCUUUG
Messenger RNA from Epinephelus lanceolatus (giant grouper), 4434 nucleotides. RefSeq names its product sorting nexin 19b (gene snx19b). Gene Ontology annotation, molecular function: phosphatidylinositol binding. The record is from RefSeq and is a predicted model, not a curated record. Gene Ontology annotation, cellular component: intracellular membrane-bounded organelle. Lineage: Eukaryota; Metazoa; Chordata; Actinopteri; Perciformes; Serranidae.